Messenger RNA from Miscanthus lutarioriparius, 582 nucleotides. The record is from the annotation of a GenBank genome assembly. Lineage: Eukaryota; Viridiplantae; Streptophyta; Magnoliopsida; Poales; Poaceae.
AUGCAGCGAGCUCAGUCAGAAGUCCAGGGAGUCCUCCAUGGCAAAACACGCGUGGUAGAGUCCGACAUCCAGGAGAGGCUCCCAUACCUGCAGACGGUGAUCAAGGAAACGCUUAGGCUGCACCCUCCUGUGCCGCUGAUCCUCCCACGGCUGUGCUCUGAGUCCACCGAGGUCCUAGGCUUCCACGUGCCUCAGGGCACCACGGUGUUCGUCAACGUGUGGGCGAUCGGCAGGGACGAGAGGUCGUGGCCUGACGCCGACGAGUUCAAGCCCGAGAGGUUCGAGGACGGCGGUGCGGUGGAUUUCGCCGACGGCGCCGACGACUUCAGGUUCCUCCCCGGCGGCGCUGGCCGGAGGAUGUGCCCGGGCAUGGCGUUCGGUCUGGCCAACAUCGAGAUCGCGCUCGCGAGCCUCCUGUGUCACUUCGACUGGAAGCUGCCUGGCAGAGCAAAUCCGUGUGAGAUGGACAUGGCUGAAUCGUAUGGAAUCACGGCACGCCGGAAGUCUCCUCUCUUGUUGGAAGCUGUUCCAUGUGUUCCUCUUCCUCCACCCAUGGAUCAGAAUCUUCGCUCUCGUGAUUGA